Messenger RNA from Phlebotomus papatasi, 3691 nucleotides. RefSeq lists its product as uncharacterized. Bases 760 to 3252 code for a protein of 830 amino acids. The record is from RefSeq and is a predicted model, not a curated record. Lineage: Eukaryota; Metazoa; Arthropoda; Insecta; Diptera; Psychodidae. The transcript has 2 exons.
AUUCUUAAUACCAUUUGGUAGAUAAAAGUUGGUUAAAAAAUUUCAACUUUUAAAUGUAGAAUAUUCGAGAAAUUGUAUUCGAGGAAUUGUAGAAUAUUAACUUUCAACUGAGAAUCGUAAUUCUUUAAUUUUUACAUUAAAUGAAUUUAGUAACGAAGAUUCACUUAAGGCUAAAGAUUGACCAAAUAUUUACUUAAAUCUUUCUUUAUAUCAAAAUUAAGGGAUGUGUACGCUAUAUAUAAAAAAGAAUACUUUACCAUAAUGAAAUUUUAAGCGCUGUUAUAAAAUAUAUUCAUAUGCUCUAUUGUUAUUAAAUACAUUACUAAAAAUAAGUUAUUGUUUAAUAUUUUUUAAGUCCAAUCCAUCAUCCUGAUAGAAGUGACUGUCGACUGGAAGCGUACGGGGGCAGAAACUGGCAAUUAUCGCAAUUGAACAUGUCUCUUAAACUAUUUAUCUUCAAAAAUUCCAUAUAGGAGAGAACGAGACAGUAUUAAGUAACCGUUGCAUCCAUUCCCUGAGCAAAAGACAAUCAUUGUCUUUUAAGGAGUCUUUAUCUGUGGAAACUGAGGCAAAACUGAUUCGGAAAUAACAACAGAGCUGAGAGUAAAACCGAAAAAGUGAUAUAGCUGUAAAACACAACUUAGAAGAUCGUCCCCUUUGAACAAGAUCAUCUAAGGAGAGGAGCACAUACACUGAUUGAGUAAGGUACAACAAAAGCAUUUUCAAGAAAAACUACAUAAAAGUUUCGAGGAUUUCAAGAUGUUUACUUGCAUUGAAUGUAAAAUUCCUUUUGAUACACCAGAAAUGUAUAUUAAUCAUAUCAAAAAUGAUCAUUUAUAUUUAUCGCGUUAUUUUACCUUAAGAUGCACAGCAAGUGACUGUUCUCAAGAAUUUAAUGAACUUUACAAACUUAAGAAACAUUUAUUUACACAUAUGAAAAAAGAAUCGCGUAAUGACUCUUAUAAUGUAGAUCAAAUACAAGAAAAUGUUCAGAAACGAAAAGAUCAGAAAAUUAUGGAAAGUAAUGAUUUAGCUCAAAUUGAUAAUUAUUCAGAAACGGACGUUAAUAACGUAAUGCAAUAUCAAACAAAUCAUGUUAAUGUUGAAUGUCAAUUAGAGACUAGAACUGAUACUCCAACCGCUCCAACCGAUAGUAAUGCUGUAGAUAUAAAGAAGUCGCUUAUUUCUUUCUCCCUGUCUUUGCAUAAGAACCCGCAUAUGCCCCGGAAGACUGUAGUUCAAAUUCAAAAUGACAUUACAAACUUAAUAACAGUACCGAUUAAUAAUAUGCUUCAAAAAUUUUUACCCGUGUUUGAAAAUCAUAGCAGUAUUAAGUUAGAUUUUAUGAAUAUUCUGAGUAUUUUAAAUGAUCCGUUUAAAUCCAUCAAAACAGAUUAUAAGUUGUUAAGGCAUUUGAACGAUUUGGAUAUUUUUCAGUACCCAAAUACAAAAGUAGUUCACGUUGAGUUAGCUGACAUCAUAAAAAAUAAUGCUCCUGUUUUAGAUGAGAAUACUGUGGAAUAUUCAUUAGUAGACAUUAACUUCCAAAUGAAAAAAUUUUUUGAGUCAGACAAUAUUUUUGAAUACACGUUAAAAAAUAUGCGAGAGUUAAUGUCUAAUCAAAGUAAUGUUUCUCAUUUUGUAAACGGUGAAUUGUGGAAAGAAAAGACUAAACUUUACGGUGACAAAAUAAUGAUUCCAUACUUUUUGUACUCUGAUGGAUUUGAGUUAAAUGAUCCCCUAAGCUCACAUGCUGGAAUUCACUCAGUAUGUGGCAUUUACUAUUCAUUCCCAGUUAUUCCAGAUUUUUUAGUUUCCAAAUUAAAAAAUAUAUUUGUUGCUGGAUUCAUCAAACACAGGGAUUUAAAUGAAUAUGGUAUAAACAAAAUGUUGCGCGGUUUGGUAGAAAUACUCGUGAAAAUUGAACAAGAAGGCACUACCAUAACUGCAAAUAACACUACGUAUCAUGUUCAUUUCGUACUCGGCCAGAUAUUAGGAGAUAAUCUGGGCUUAAACCAAAUUCUUGGGUACACGACGGCAUUCAAUGCUAACCAUUUUUGUCGAAUGUGUAUCCGAAAUAAAUCUCAAACUCAACAUGAUUGUAUGGAGUAUAAAGAAUGGAUCAGGACGAAAGAAAACUAUAACUCUCAUUUACAAAUUCAAAAUACUACAGACACUGGUAUAGUUUGUAAAUCAGUCUUUAAUGACAUUCCAUCAUUCCAUGUUGUAGAAAAUAUCGCAUGUGAUCUGAUGCACGAUAUGUAUGCUGGUGUUUGCAGAUAUGAUCUUGCCAAGAUAUUGAACUAUUUUAUAUACGAAAAAAAAUUUUUCUCUCUGGACACACUGAAUUAUCGUAAGCAAAUGUUCAAUUGUGGAAAGAGUGAGAUUGCCAACGUAAGUCCACCCAUUGAACGGCAUCACAUACAGAAUGGAAAAUUUAAAAUGACAAGUGCUGAAAUGAAAAUGUUUAUGCAUUUCAUAUUACUUAUGAUUGGGGAUCUUAUACCAGAGAAUGAUCGAGUAUAUCAGUUUUUAGUAACAUUGAUUAAAAUUUUAGAUAUCGCGUUAUUGCCAUCAUUUACUGAAGAAAAAAUUGAUGAACUCGAGGGCCUGAUUGCCAAGCACAAUAGAGAAUACACCAAACUUUUUUGCGAUACUCUUAAACCCAAACAUCAUAAUCUUUGUCACUAUCCGCGUAUUAUAAGACGUUGCGGUCCUUUAAAGUUUUUAUGGUGCUUCAGAUACGAAGCUGUGCAUCAGCAGUAUAAAACAUAUGCUAGAAACAUUACUUCACGGGUUAAUAUAUGUCAUACAUUAUGUAUUAAAAAUAAUUUAUUCUUUGCAAAUCAUUUAGUUGCCCAGGACUUCUUUAAUCACAAAAUUGAAUUUGGAGAUGGAAUACCAACGGAUGUUACUGCAAAGCCAUAUUAUGAAGCACUAAAAGGAAGUUUAUCUUCAAUUUUAAAUACUCAUAAGAAUGUGUGCUACAAGGGAAAUACUUACGAAAUCGGUUUUUAUUGUGGUAUCCAAAAUAGUAGAGAUAUUUUCGAAAUAAUAGAAAUAUUCAGUAUAGAUAAAAAAUGCUUUUGUAUUUGCACCAAGUGGAAAACUACUUUUUGUAAUAAGUUCCAAUCUCAUGAAGUAGAGAAAACAACAGAAAAUAUAGUAAUUGAUGUCGAUGAAAUUUCCACAUUUCCACUUCAUGUAUAUAUGUUAAACAACUAUAAGAAAUACAUUAGAAUUAAGUACUGACAAAUAUUUUGAAACCUUUAUAAAUUUAUUUUUAUAUAAAUAAAAUAAUAUAAAAACAAAAAAUACUAAAAAGUAUUUUAUUUCUGGUUUGAUGUCAUUGCUGGUUUGAUUUUAUUGUUGGGUUUGAUUUUUAAUUUUCUUCACUAUGUGAAUUAUUUUAAAGGUAAGUUAUUUAUAGUCAAAGAUAAUCAAACUUUAAAAUAUCUUUGUUUUUUUUUCUUUCCAGGGUAAAAUUUCUCACGAUCUGGAUGAUUCAAGCAACUCUAUUUCAUCGCUAUAUUAAAGUCGCCCAAGCUUUAAUACAACAAAAUGGGAAUUUUAUUUGAAUUUAAUUUAUUUUAAGUUUACUUAUAAUAAAUUAAAAUCAAUAAGUACCAUUUUGAAAGCAAAUAUUUUAGCUUUUGGGUCGGGCUACUUUGCUAAAGGGAGAGUACUUGAA